UAUUUCGUCUCACUCUGUGCUCGCAUCUACCAUGGACACUAGGGUCUAGAGUUUAGUAGCGCCGCCGCCAACAUUCUCGCCGUUGUGACAAGCACCGACCGGUCCCUUCCCCCUCCCUCCUCUCGUCGGCGCCAGCGAGCCGCACGCCGUGUGUCGUGUGGGUCGGCUACCCGGGUAUUGGCCACCAAGAGGAAGCAGCGCAUCAUCUACCUAGGCGACGGUCGCGGCUCUCUCGUGCCCCUGCUGAAGAGCUCUCUCGUGCCCCUACUAUAGCUCCUUCUUUCUAAACACCACGGGCAAGGGCGCAAAGCAUCGCGUGUUGUUGUUUCGAGAUGCGUGGGCAUGGCCGUGCUUUCCCUUCCGUUGGGGUCAAGCUGACCGGCCUCGUGUGCCCCGUACUCCCACCGCCAUCCUGCACGCAAAUCGCAAAAAUCAGAUAAAAAAGAUUGGUUUUUCUCCCCGUUAUCCUUUUCCCCCCACUAAUCGCUUUAGGUUCUUGGUCAGGCGUUCCUACCGCUCUUCUUCCUCCCGUGUCGUCAGAGGAAGCCGCGAACAGCACGCAGGAAUCAGGCGGUCUUGAGGACGAGGAGCUAUAGGUGCAGGAUGCAGUUGCCAGUGGUUCCAAGAGGAGCAAAGACUCCGCCGCCGCCGCCACACGCAGAGCCAAUGUUAGCUCACCCUCUGUGGUUCACUCACACCCUGCCAUCCUCCUUGCUCCCGCGCAGCAGAUUCUAGAGGUUAAGCAAGCAGGAUGGGCCCGCGACCCCUGUGUGGCCUUCUCUACUCCAAGUGUCUCGACGUCGAGCGACUCUGGAUCUAUCGUCAACGACCUUGAGAGCAUCGGGGUGAGCCUUGAUUUCCUCCUUGGAAUGUGAUUGCAAUUUCUUGUGCUUCCAAACCGUGCUUUAACAAUUCCUGGGGGUUGGGGGAAAUCACAUUUUUUGUUAUUGUGGCCGUGACUCCUAUAAUGCAUUCAUUUUAUUAAACAAAAUGAAAUUAGAUAAUGGCCAUCUUAUUCUAAUGUCUCGCGCUGAUGGCAAAAACCAUAAUGUUUUUUCUUGCUUCUAAGUUUAGACGUGCUGCAUUUUUCCAUGUCUUUUAGUUGAAGUCUAUGAGAGAUGGUGACUGUCUUGUGGUGCUAAGCUUUAUCAUCUGUAAAAAACUUGUGGAUACUCGAUACUGCAAAGCGCAAUCAAAUCAGACUGGGCCUCCAAUUGGAGUAUGCACCAAAGCUGGUCAAUGAUUGGUUGUUGCACCGAAGCUGUAGAUGCCCAUAAUAAGCUGAAGGUUUAGCCUAGUGAUCUGAUCCCUAUGUCAUCUCAUGAUGAAACAAAAAUAAUGUUAGCCUAAUUCCCAUCAAUUGAUGUAUCUAAGAUACCUAUAGAUGUUUUUGUGGCUUAGUAGCUUGGCAUUGCUUUGGUUUAAUUUGCGAUUGUGUAUUAAUGCUUUUGUACCUACUCUGAGCUUGUGGGACCAUAAAAACAAAAUCUUCAUAGAAUAUUUUCCCUUUAAUUGCAAAGUUUUGCAGUGCGAGGAUUGCAUAGUAACCACAAACUAGGAAGUGGUUAUACCCAGUAUUCUUUGCUAAAUUCUUCUAUUUUUUAUGCACUACUAAUUAUCAAAUUGUAAUAGUUGCAGCACCAACCAAUGUGGGAAGCAAUACCCACAUAUAAAAAAUGUCUAAAGAUCCCAUGUUGUGGCCAAAUAUAUUUUUGUGUCCAAUACCCGCGUAUAUAAAAAAUGUUAGUGAGUCCAUGUUAUGGCUGAGUAUAUUUAUGUGGUUUACCAUUUCUCUACUGAUUCUAUCAUGUUUUAAGUUCUUUAUGCCCCCAUAGUGUCUUCUGUGUUUAAUAGAUAAAUUAUGAAAUGUUCUUCAUGGAACAUUAAUGAUGACCAAUUGAAGCUGGAGGAAACAGCUCUUACAAAAUCCAUGUUUGAAAGUACCAAAUGUUUCUUACUUGACUGUGGGGCUAAAAUAUAUGUAUGGGUUGGCCAGGUAACACAAAUGGAGGAUAGAAUGUGAUUGAUCAUUAUUCUGUAAGUAAUGUUAUUGUCAAACUGUUUCUGUCAUCAUGUUCAUUAUACUGGAUAUUAUUGUUUAGCAACAAAGUUCUCAAUUGAGGAACUGACUACUUUAUGGUUGUGAAUUGAUUUUUUUAGUUCUGGAAUGACUUACCUCAUCAAGCACGGUAGCAAGUCUUCCACCCGCAAACCCUCACGCCAUCGACGCAGCUGUCUUUGGUCUCUCGUGCUUCCCUUUGAGAGAUCGGUGUGUGUCCUCUCCUCCAAGCAGUCUCCAUCCCUAGGCAGUCAUUGACCUGUUGCUUAUGCAUCCUCGCGCAUGUGCCUGUUUAUUCGGCUAGGGCUCUCAUCAUUUUGUUUGUUGCUACCUGAGGACACAUCGUUUUGUUUGUUGCUACCUGCUAACAUAUCAACUAGCACGAUUUUGAGCCUAUCUAAAUGCCCUUCUGUUUAUGGCUGUCAAGGUUUAUGGCUGUUCAGGUUCUUAUUGAUUUUGGUCUGAGUUUCACAUUGACAAUUCCUGAGGACAAAGCAGUGGACCUAUAUGUUCUAGAGAGAGCUUUGAUUUCCAUGCAUUCGUCCUGUGGGGAAGUGGCUCGACUGAUCUGUGCAAACAUUUACGACUCCGCAUCACAGAUUAGUCCAGUUGCAAUUGGAUUUAUGCCUUUUCCUUUUGUUCGUGGCAUCUUGUUUCCUAUGGUUUUUAUGCAGAUGGAGAAAAUCCUUGCGGUGUAUAGAAAGGCUUCAAAGCAAUGGUGUUCCACCCAGAACAAGCUGGCUCAAGUGAGGCAACGGGUCAGGAAGCGCACCAUGGUCGGAUGAACGAAGAA
Molecule: messenger RNA, 2852 nt
Organism: Zea mays
Lineage: Eukaryota; Viridiplantae; Streptophyta; Magnoliopsida; Poales; Poaceae
Product: EKC/KEOPS complex subunit Tp53rk
Exons: 7
Coding region: 2461-2844 (127 amino acids)
Biological process (GO): protein phosphorylation
Cellular component (GO): nucleus; cytosol; EKC/KEOPS complex
Molecular function (GO): protein serine/threonine kinase activity
Source: RefSeq, a predicted model, not a curated record